AAUGCCAAACAAGUCCAAUAUGAAAGAUCAAAAGAAUUUAAAUAAGACAUCUCUACAAAACAUCGGUUAUCGUAUAGACGAAAUUUUUUCAUCAUCUAAUGGAAACAACAAUUCAAAUUACUUCGAUCCAACCAAUUUGAAAAUUAUUCUUCAAGAUGAACAGAUGAAAGAUAAACUUCUUCGUGACAAAGAAUUCCGUGACUAUUUAAUGACGAAUACCACUUUACUCGCUCAAUUAUGGUUAGAAACCGAGUGCAGGCAACAACUGGAAAAAGAACCAAAGAUUAUCGAGCUAGUUCGUAAAGAAGAAUUUCAAAACAAAUUAAUUAUUGAGAAAGUUAAAACAACCAUACCGUUGUAUGACCUAUUGGUCUAUACAAUCUUAGAACCGAGCCUUAUCGAUGUAAUUGAGAGAGAUCAUGAACUUUUACAGGCGAUUUUAGACGAUACGUCCCUAUCUGCACUGAUACGUUCAGAUCCAGAAUACGAAAGUAGAAUACUUAGUAAUCCUUUCUCAAUUAUACAAAUAUUACGUGACCCAGUCGUCCAAAAGAAGCUUCUAUUAUUACCGGAGACAGUCUGUCGGCUAGAUCGCGUGAAAAAAGGGGAAAAAUUACCUAAUUUUAGUUUACCUUCUUUAGCCUAUUCUCAGGAGGAAAUUAACCUUUUUGAACUUGACAUUAAAAGAGCUGUUUUCACGUUAGGUUGCAAUAUGGAUUCUUUAAAAAAGAAACUACGUAAAGUUGAUCAGGAAAAAGAGACGAUAGCUGACGGAGAACUUUCGCAAACUGACCUAUUUUUUAGGCAAUCGUCAAAAGGAAAUUCUAGUAAUAACAACGAUAAUACAAAUAAUAACAAUAAUAAAACAGUUGACGAAAACGAUCAUCAGCUAGAUGAUCAAUUGUUAUUGGAGAAAAAUAUUUCAAAGAGCGGGUUGAUUGAUACGGAAAGUUCCAUGUCUGAGGAACUUUUAAAUAAUCCGAAAGUUACUAGAUUGCAACAUAAAAUUGACACGCUUGAAAAGGAUUAUAAUACUGCCAUUUCAAAACUUCGUAUUUAUAAAUCAGAUCUUGAAAGGGAGGAGGAAAAGAACUUGAAAUUAGAAGGUAUUUUACAAGCUAAAAACGACGAAUUAAGAGACGGCGUCCUCGCUUUACUGGAAGAGGGUAAAUGGUCGAGUGUUAAUUCAUUAGUAGAUGCCGAAUCACGUAUUAGAUCAUUGGAAAUCGACAAUGCAAAAUUAAGGCAUGAUUUCGAGAGUGCAAAGCAUAAUUUGAGUAAUACCGUUCAGGAGAAUACUGAACUAAUAAGACAGUUUAAAGAAAUGACCAGGGAAUUAUUAACUGCUAAAAAUAUAAUUCAUCAAGCUAAUCAAUCAAAAAGAGAUGCUGAAAAUAUGAUGUCCAAGGUGGUAGAUGAAAAACAAGUUCUCAUAGAUAAAUUGCAUCAAACAGAAUCUGAUAUGAACUCAACGAUAAUUAGUAUUAAGGAGCAAUUAUCUAAUUGCGAAAAUGAGAGGAUGAAAACUCAACGAGAGUAUACAGAGGCGAUUGAUAUUAUGAAAGAAGAUAUCAGCGUUUUAAUGACAGAAAUUACUGCUGCCAAAUCAUUAGCUGAAACGAAAACUUCUGCUGUAGAGCAGACAGCUAAUAUUUUAGAAGCGACUAAACUAGAAGUUGAAGAUUUAACUAGAAAAUUGGAAUUAGUUACAGACGAAAAUAUUGGAAGUAGAAAUGAAUUAGAGAAGAUUCUUUUGGAAUUAGAUAUUAAGUCUAAGGAAUGCGCUAAUCUAAAAGAAGAUGUUAAACAAGCGAAAUUGGAAAAAGAAAAAGCAUUUUCGGAUAAAUACGCUUUAAUUCGAAAUGUUGAAAGAUUGGCGGAAGAAUUAGAAAGUAUGAAAAGUGAUAUUACGGAAAGUGGAAGAAGAUUGGGCGAUGCUAGACAAUCUGUAAUUAAAACGGAAAAAUUAUAUGAAAAUUCCCAAACGAUGGUUGUAUCAUUACAAGCCGAUCUACGAUUUUCUAACGCUCAAUAUCAAGCUGCCGAAGAUGAGAAAAAGUCUUUGAUUUUAAAGUUAAAUCAGUUAAAUGAAAGUAAUAAAAUUUUAGGAAAAGAUAAUCAAAAUCUUAAGCAGCAGAUAACUUUGGAACAAUCUCAGAAAAAGGAAGAGAGGAAAAAGUUUUCUGACCUUAAGAGCGAAUUAACAUUUAUAAACAGUUCACACGAUAAAUUAAAAACAGAAAUGGAAACUCUUCAAGCUAGUCUAGACAAAGAAAGGAAUUUACAUAUGUCAUUAAGAGAGCAAUUUCUCUUAGAAGAAAAGCAGCAAGUGCAUCUCCAAGAUAGAAUAAAGAAUUAUGAAUUGGAAAUAUCUUGCUAUAAGCAAAAAUUUAUGGAGGAGAGAGUUAGAAACGAACAAUAUAAAAAUGAUCAUCAGCAGUUAUUGGACGAAGUAAGAGAAUUACAUGUAAAAUUGGAAAAUCAGGAAGAAAUGCUGUUAAACGAACAAGCUAAAUAUAAACAAACUAUUGAUAACAUUAAAUCGGAUUUUGUGAGUGAUUUGUCACACGCUCAUAACGAAAAGGAAGUUGUUAAGGAGGGAACUGCAAAAUUAAGGGAAGAACUCCAGGAUAUCAGGGAUCAAUUAUCAGCGAAAGAGCUACAACUAAGAUCUUGUUAUCAAUCAAUUGGGCAACUUAACUCUGAAGCAAAAGGCAGGAAAGAGUUAGAAUGCCAACUAAUGCAAGCUGAAACUGAACUUAGAGAAGUAUCUUCAGUAGUUAACCAAUCAAAGAUUGACUUACAAGAAGAAAUAGAGAAGCAAAAGCAGCUCACAGAACAAAAUGAUAAACUUCAAUUAAUAAUUCAACAAUUGAAAGAAGGACUGAAAGUUGUUAAAGAACAAUAUACGAAGGAAGUUUUUUUUCUCAGUACUCAACUUCAGCAAAUCUCCUCAAAUUCUGAAUUAGAAAUUCAGCAACUCCGAAACGAUUUAAAUCAACGUAGUAGCGAAUUAAAGGCGGCCGAAGCUUCUCUGUUGGCUGUACAGGAAGCCAAAGAAAGUAUACAGAUAUCGCAUAAGAAUUUUGAAAGAACAAUUGAUGCUUUAAAGAGAAGACUACACCAAGAGAUGUCAUCUCGUAAACUUUGCGAACAACGCAUGGAAUCUCUUAAGACAAUUAAACAGCAAGAAGCUCAAAGAAGAACGAUCGAUAACUUCCAGGUCGAAAAGGAAAGCCCAAAAGAAACGCAACAAUUAACGGAUCAGGUUAUUAUUCUUCAAAAAGAACUAAAUUCAAUGCGAACAAGUAACUAUGCUCAGGAAGCUCAUGUCCAAACCCUGGAGUUGCAGUUGGCUGAAUUACAGAGUGAGAAUUUUUCUCUUAAAAAGAAACAAGAUAUCAUAGGAAGGAAUACAAGCUCAAUUGUUGACGGAAAACUAAUUGAAGAUAUGAAAAAGCAGUUACAGUUAUACAGCAAUGAAAGAGCUAUAUUCUUUCAAUCGGCGCAGAAAUUAGCUCAAGAUUUAGAAACAUGCCGAAGUCAGGCAAACGAAAAACUAGCAGAAAAUUCAAAACUUAGAGAUGAACUUAACAGUUUAAAAGAAAGAUUAAGGGAAAUGGAAAGAUUGUAUAAAAUUGCGGAAGAAUCCGCAAGACUAGAGAUUGAAGAGAAAGAACAUUUUCAAUCUAGAAAUCAGCAAUUAGAAUUAAUGAAUAUCCGAUUAAAAACAACAACAAACUUAAACGAUAGUUGA
Molecule: messenger RNA, 3757 nt
Organism: Dimorphilus gyrociliatus
Lineage: Eukaryota; Metazoa; Annelida; Polychaeta; Dinophilidae
Source: the annotation of a GenBank genome assembly